Molecule: messenger RNA, 700 nt
Organism: Aphanomyces invadans
Lineage: Eukaryota; Oomycota; Saprolegniomycetes; Saprolegniales; Verrucalvaceae
Exons: 1
Coding region: 190-627 (145 amino acids)
Source: RefSeq, a predicted model, not a curated record
AGACAUUGAAUUGGCACUGUACUGGAAGGGCAGUGCCGUUGCUCUCUAGGGGGGGGACUUGUGCCGCUUAAAAGAGUGCAUGACCAGGGGGUGGGCAGAGCUCCAACUUGAAAGCUGCGUUGGACAUGCACCACACGGAGGUGUCGACGUGCCGCCCGAUCUUGACGGCAAGCGCGAGUUCCCCUCAUCAUGUCGAGAACAACGGCGUCCCUCUGGCACGAUUCCACGACGCCCCAACAUCCCAUUAGCGUGUGUAGUGGAUGCUCGGGCCACUGUAUGAAGGCUGUCCCACCUGCCUUGCAACGGCCAUUUGGGCAAAGCGUGAGCUGCCCGCGUCCGAGUCGACACCGCCGUCGCUUCGCGCUGUCGCUGGCUACUUGUCUGAAUUACGUGAGGCGUCGAUUGCCUCCACAUGGCCCAUCCCCCCCCUGCACACAACUAGCGCGUGACGAUGGCGGUCGCCAGCGCAAUCGCGACCAUCCCCUGGCAUGCCCACUCUACACCCGGUUCCCGAUGGGGGCGAUGACUUGGCGCAACAGAGGAAAGCACCCACAGCUUGGCCCAUCAUCCCCCUUUCCAAGCGACACCUUCAGACAAACUCAGCCGCAUCAUCCUCGUACCAGAUAAUACAAGAACGCCCGGCGAGAUGUGCAAUCAAUCUUGCCUCCUUGCCAUGCUCCUCAACCGCCAUACGAGCUAG